Molecule: messenger RNA, 3220 nt
Organism: Neoarius graeffei (lesser salmon catfish)
Lineage: Eukaryota; Metazoa; Chordata; Actinopteri; Siluriformes; Ariidae
Gene: usp45
Product: ubiquitin specific peptidase 45
Exons: 18
Coding region: 213-2582 (789 amino acids)
Biological process (GO): protein deubiquitination
Molecular function (GO): cysteine-type deubiquitinase activity; zinc ion binding
Source: RefSeq, a predicted model, not a curated record
GAUCACGUGACAUCUGCGUCUUCCGUGUUGUUUCGAAAUGCCUCAGACUGCGUUCACUAACUCGUGAUAAUGUGAAUAUAAAAAUAAUUAUUUAAUUUCAACGGAAACAUAUUGAAGUUAAUAAUAUCGCGGCGGAAAAGAAGAAUUUAUACAUUCAUAUCUUUUUCCGGAGAAUUUGGGACCGGUGUCAGGUAACAGGAGCUGGUAUACAAAUGCGGCUAAAAGAUCCCUUCUCCUUAAAAGCGGCUGAGAUGACGAAGCGGUCCAACAAGCCGAAGAAACCUCGUGAGGAGGAGUCCUCAGACGAGGUUAGCGGACUGACGUGUCAGCAUGUGAGUAAAGCGGUGGAGUUGAACUCAGUGAAGAAAGCGGUGACGGGAAGUUUGUGGUCCGUUUGCUCCGACUGCAUGAAGGAGAGAGAUGUGUUCGAGUCGGAGCAGGGCGGAGCUCACGACAUCCUGGUGUGUCUCAAGUGUGGCUUCCAGGGAUGCGGUCAGUCAGAGAGGCAGCACUCAGUGAAACACCAGCAGGCUCAACACUCAGACUCUCACUGCAUCUGCAUCAGCCUCAGCACCUGGAAGGCCUGGUGUUUUGAGUGUAAUGAGGAACUCUCCACACACUGCAAUAAGAAAGCUCUGGCUCAAACACUUGACUUCCUGCAGAAACACUCGGCCAAGUCAGCGUCAGGAUCAACGUCAAAAAUAAUUAAACUGAUCGAGGAGCCUGUGGAAUAUUCGGAGCCGGUGAGAGGGAAGAGUCCGGUGAACAGCACUUUAAUUCCUGUUAAAGGAAUCGUAAAUCUUGGAAACACGUGCUUCUUCAAUGCUGUCAUGCAGAAUCUGUCUCAGACCCACAUGCUUAAUGACCUCAUACAGGAAGUGAAGGAGAAAGGACACAAGAUGAAGAUCUGCCCCCCUCCUGAAACCAACUUGGGCCCGCUGAUUGUGACUCUGGCUGGUCCGGAGCCGCUUACAUCCGCCAUGAUGAUGUUCCUGUACAGUAUGAAGGAGGCGGGGAAAGGACCUGUAUCUCCCAAAAUCCUUUUCACUCAGCUCUGUCAGAAGGCACCUCGUUUUAAAGGUUAUCAGCAGCAGGACAGUCAGGAGCUCCUACACUACCUGUUGGACUCGGUCAGGAUGGAGGAGAACAAGCGAAUCAAAGCGGCCAUCCUGAAAGCGUUUAAUAAUCCCACUGAGAAAACAGCUGAUGAGGAAACCAAACGCCAAGUCAAAGCAUAUGGUAAAGAGGGAGUGAAGAUGAACUUUGUUGAUCGCAUCUUUGUUGGCGAGUUGACGAACACCAUUAUGUGUGAAGAGUGUGAACAUAUUUCGACAGUGAAGGAGGCUUUUAUCGACAUCUCUCUGCCCAUCAUCGAGGAGAGAAUCUCCAAACCCUCAAACCCGGGCCGGCUGAGUAAACUGGGCCGAGACCAGGAGUCCCUGAGCGGCCACGCCGACGAGCCGUCUCAUUCACACGCCGCCCGCAACGGGAAGAAGCCGAGCGCCCCGAAGCUGCAGGGCCGAAGGUCAUCCACUUGUCAUGACACCAGAGGAACAGAUGAAUCAGCAUCCAGCCUACGAGAAGACGCUGCAUGUUUGAGUGGGCACCGUUGCCAUGGUGACACAGCAGGCAGCCAAUCAGAUGCCAGUGAUAAAGACUCGUCCCCUCAGGACAGCAGCAACGACGCGGACAGCGAGGCGUCAGAGUCUGAGUGCUCGCUGCGAAUCUCCAGUUCCUCCCAUAAAGCUUCAUCUUCUUCCACCUGCAUGAACCCCGCCCCAUCUGCACCGAGCCCCACCCCUUUUGUCCGGGAGCAGACAGGAAGUGCAGUCGAACAGCUAGUGAGUGCAGUUUCUAAAUUAGGGUUAAUGCACACGCCGCUAGAUGGUCUUUCACUCAGCCAUGGAAUGGAGGAGAGAGACAGAGAGCGAGAGAGAGACAGGGAGCGAGAGCACCAGGGGGCGUUCCAGGCACUGUCACACAGCUACACACCUGCGUCUAAAGAGUGUUCAGUGCAGUCCUGCCUCCAUCAGUUCACCUCCAUCGAGCUGCUGAUGGGAAACAACAAGCUGCUGUGUGAGAACUGUACAGAGAGACGUCACAAACAGCACAGGAGGAGUGCAGAUAAGAAAGUAGAGAAGGUGUACACGAGCGCCCGCAAGCAGAUGCUGAUCUCAGAGCUGCCACCAGUCGUCACACUGCAUCUUAAACGCUUCCACCAGGCUGGGAUGAAUUUACGGAAGGUGAACCGGCAUGUUGAUUUCCCGCUCAUUCUGGAUUUAGCUCCAUUCUGCUCCGCCUCCUGCAAGAACCUGGGUUCUGGAGAGCGGGUUCUGUACAGUCUGUAUGGUAUUGUGGAACACAGUGGCUCGAUGCGAGGAGGCCAUUACACAGCGUACGUCAAAGUCCGAACACCACAACGCAAGUGUGAACAACACCGGAGUCAAUCUGGUUUUAAAGAGGCCGUGUCGGCUGCUCCGGGUCAGUGGGUGUACGUGAGUGACACCAGCGUCCAGACGGUUCCUGAAUCUCGAGUACUGAACUCUCAGGCCUACCUGCUGUUCUAUGAGGAGCUCCUCUAGGGGGUGCCACUACUGAUGGAACACUUCUGUUUUGACAUCAUUGAUGUUCUCUUACGGAUGCAAACAUGAGAUCAAUCAGCUAUAACACACAUCAACACACACACACGACUGACGUGAAUUACACUCAUUAAUAUCAUAUGAAUUAUUAUUAAUUCUCACUGCAGGCUGAUGGGGCGCUAGUGAGAUGCUGUAAUGAGUAGAAAAUAUUCUAAAAUGUAUAAUUAUUUAUAUUUUACAGAUCUUGUUUGUCUGUCCUUAAAUUCUGCUUGUUAAAGAAAUAUUUCAUAUCUUGGGUGAGAAAUACCAAAGACGAUAGGAAGAACAUUUCAGAGGGCGGAGCUGCGGUUCCUCUCGGUUCUGCGCUGGAAACAAGACGCUCAGAACGAAAAUCAGCGACAUGAUACAUCACAUAUUCAUCACACACGAUAUCAUCAUCAGAAUACUAAACCUUGAUCCAGGAGGCAAUCUGAUAAACCCAACAGUCUGAACACACACACACACCUAUUUUAUUUCACACUCCAGAGGAAAUUAAAAUCUCAUCCUGCUUCGUUUGUGUGUGUGUGUGUGAGAGAGAGAGAUGAAAAUGAAGAAUAACCUCAACUGAAAUGAAAAUAUAUCAUCUGCAUCCCGAUCAGAAA